This is a messenger RNA of Silurus meridionalis, 981 nucleotides long. RefSeq names its product trace amine-associated receptor 13c-like. Gene Ontology annotation, cellular component: membrane. Lineage: Eukaryota; Metazoa; Chordata; Actinopteri; Siluriformes; Siluridae. Bases 1 to 981 code for a protein of 326 amino acids. Gene Ontology annotation, biological process: G protein-coupled receptor signaling pathway. The record is from RefSeq and is a predicted model, not a curated record. Gene Ontology annotation, molecular function: trace-amine receptor activity. The transcript has a single exon.
AUGGAAGAUUACACCAAGACUGUCUUUGCUCAUUUGGAUUAUCAGUGUGUCACAUCGUGGAACACAAGCUGCUCCUCUGACUUCCAAUUAUUCCAUUUAAAUCCCAGCAUUUUGAUUGUAUUUUUCUUUUAUUCUGUAGUUUCCUUGCUUACAGUUGGUGGAAACAUGGUUGUAAUAUUGUCUAUCACCAUUUCCAAACACCUGCGCACAGCAACAAACUUUGUCAUUCUGUCUUUGGCCAUGUCGGAUUUCUUAGUGGGAGGAUUUAUGAUGCCUUUACAGUGUGCUAUGUUUGUUGAUGUUUGUUUAUACUACACAAAAAGUCUCUGUCCUGUUUACCACUUUAUCAGCACAAUUGUUGGCACUGUUUCACUUUACAACGUUGUGCUGAUUGCAGUAGAUCGAUACUUUGCCUUGUGCCACCCUUUUCAUUAUGUUGCCAAAAUGUCCUUAAGAGUGGUGCUGAAGUGUGUGUGUUUCGGAUGGAUCUUGUCCUUCUUUUAUAAUCUUUUAGUUAUGUACAUUGGAAAUUCAGAACCAGGCCAAACAAAAAUGAUCUGCAUCCAAGCAUGUGCCAUUCCUGUCAACAACACUUGGGGUUUAAUUGACUUUAUAUUUGUUUUUAUUGUUCCAUGUUUGAUGAUAAUAAUUCUGUAUGUCAGAGUUCUGACAGUUGCCCUGAGACAUGCGAAGGUUAUUUCUGAUUCUGCAAAACUUGGAUUAAACCAGAGGAAAAGGACAUCAGAGCUCAAGGCCACAAAAACCCUAGGCACUGUUGUGUUUGUGUAUUUAGUGUGCUGGAUUCCAUGGUAUAUUUUUUUACUAAACAUUGAGAAUGUUCCAGAUUCUAAUGUUAUCAUUAAUUAUUUAAUGUGCCUGUUUUAUAGUAAUUCCUUUAUAAACCCCAUUAUCUAUGCCAUAUCAUAUCCCUGGUUUCGAAAAUCAUUUUCAUUUUGUGCUUUAGUUGGAAAAAAGUCUUAA